AUGAUGUUGGGCAAGAGGCUGUUUGCUUUAGGUGUAGGAUUACAUAGACAGGGGGUGUGUUUGCACAGAAAAAUUUUUACUGCGACGAGAGAACACCUACACCCACAAAGAACACCCUUGGAAGAAGCUAUAAGAGUCCUGGAGGUGAUAGUGAGAGAAAAUCCAGCCUUCGGUUUAGGGGCAAUCUCGGGCCAUUUUGCGAUUUGGGGGAGAUCCUUGCUGUUGAACCAGCUCACAAAGGUCUGAUCAAAAGACAAAGAUGUAGAUGGGCAGCGGAGGAAGGGUAUUUCUUCUUGAUCCUUGUUUUCUGUAAGCCACCAUUGGCAAGACUGUCUACUACGUGUAGGCAUGGGAACCGGUUAAAGAAAGUGUCGAUUCACUAGAGUGAGCUGAGAACUCGCUGGCCUUUGUGUGUGGUGAAUGUGUCCGGAAAGGCAAAAAAGAGCGAGAUUCUCCUGUGGGGUUUCUCAUCUCCAUGGCGGUAGGUGCUGACGGCUCCAGAGAGAGCAGGAAGGAGCAAAGAGAAGCGAGCCUGAGAUGGGUAGCUGCACUGCUCUCAGGAGAUGAAAAGGACACCGGGUUUGGGUCUGACCUUCAUUAUCUGUAACUGAGGGGCUAGGGGAAAGGACUUGAAUCUGAAAUAGCAUCCCUGUCAGUUCUGUUCUGUCCUGGGAAGUAUACAAGGAAGCAAAACCUCCGUGGAAGAGAAGGGAGGCAUCAGGCGCUGGAGGUGAAAGUCUGCGGCAACGAGUAUAUCUUAACUGAAAACUUAAAUCAACAGAUAGGAAUAGAACUAUUACUGUUACGAAAUCCACCUGGAUGCUUGAAGGACAUAGGAAAGGAUGAGCUAUUACGGCAGCAGCUAUCCGAUUGUAAACGUGGACCCCAAAUACCCAGGCUACCCCCCAGAGCACAUCAUAGCUGAGAAGACAAGAGCCAGAAGACGUCUGCUCCACAAAGAUGGCAGCUGUAAUGUGUACUUCAAGCACAUUUUUGGAGAAUGGGGGAGCUACGUGGUUGACAUUUUCACCACCCUCGUAGAUACCAAGUGGCGGCACAUGUUUGUGAUAUUUUCUUUAUCCUAUAUUCUCUCCUGGUUGAUAUUUGGCUCUGUCUUCUGGCUCAUUGCCUUUCAUCACGGUGAUCUGUUAAAUGAUCCACACAUCACACCUUGUGUUGACAACGUCCAUUCCUUCACAGGGGCGUUUUUAUUCUCCCUGGAAACCCAGACCACCAUAGGUUACGGUUACCGCUGUGUCACUGAAGAAUGCUCUGUGGCCGUGCUCACGGUGAUCCUUCAGUCCAUCUUGAGCUGCAUCAUAAAUACCUUCAUCAUUGGAGCCGCCUUAGCCAAAAUGGCAACCGCUCGAAAGAGAGCCCAAACCAUUCGGUUUAGCUAUUUUGCACUCAUAGGGAUGAGGGAUGGGAAACUCUGCCUCAUGUGGCGCAUUGGUGACUUCCGACCAAACCACGUGGUAGAAGGCACAGUGAGAGCCCAACUUCUCCGCUACACAGAAGACAGCGAAGGGCGGAUGACGAUGGCCUUUAAAGACCUAAAGUUGGUGAAUGAUCAGAUCAUUCUUGUCACACCAGUAACUAUUGUUCAUGAAAUUGACCAUGAGAGCCCUCUGUAUGCCCUUGACCGAAAAGCAGUGGCCAAAGAUAACUUUGAGAUUUUGGUGACAUUUAUCUAUACUGGUGAUUCCACGGGGACUUCCCACCAAUCCAGAAGUUCCUACGUUCCCCGAGAAAUUCUCUGGGGCCACAGGUUCAAUGACGUCCUGGAAGUUAAGAGAAAGUAUUACAAGGUGAACUGCUUACAGUUUGAGGGGAGCGUGGAAGUCUAUGCCCCCUUCUGCAGUGCCAAACAACUGGACUGGAAAGACCAGCAGCUCCACAACAUGGAAAAAACCCCUCCGGUCCGAGGACCCGGCCCGUCAGACACCAAGGUCAGAAGAAGGUCAUUUAGCGCGGUUGCCAUUGUCAGCAGUUGUGAAAACCCGGAGGAGACCACCACCUCGGCCACGGAUGAGUGUAAGGAAGCACCUUAUCAGAAAGCUGUCUUGACUUUAAAUAGAAUCUCUGUAGAAUCCCAAAUGUAGUUCAAAUUGUGAUCACGAGGGCUCCCACCCAAUCAUUUUACUCUGUAGCCAGUCACCUUGAGGCGAGUAGUUAUACAGGGGCUUUUAAGGGAUAUUAUAGCUAUGUGCCAUGGUGAUGGGGAUAAGAAGAACAUGUUAAAUCUGGUGAAAGAUCAUCUAAACAUGACAUAGUACCCAA
Herpailurus yagouaroundi (jaguarundi) is the source of this 2280-nucleotide messenger RNA. It is a transcript of the gene KCNJ16, whose product is annotated as potassium inwardly rectifying channel subfamily J member 16. Gene Ontology annotation, biological process: regulation of monoatomic ion transmembrane transport; potassium ion import across plasma membrane. The coding region runs from base 843 to 2102 and encodes 419 amino acids. The record is from RefSeq and is a predicted model, not a curated record. Gene Ontology annotation, molecular function: inward rectifier potassium channel activity. Lineage: Eukaryota; Metazoa; Chordata; Mammalia; Carnivora; Felidae. The transcript is spliced from 3 exons. Gene Ontology annotation, cellular component: plasma membrane.